Messenger RNA from Microthlaspi erraticum, 1107 nucleotides. The record is from the annotation of a GenBank genome assembly. NCBI's taxonomy places the organism in Eukaryota, Viridiplantae, Streptophyta, Magnoliopsida, Brassicales, Brassicaceae.
AUGAACACAACUUAUUCAAGCAAGGAGCCAUGGAAGAAGGUGUUUGGUCCUGUCCUUGUUUAUCUCAACUCUGCACCUACUCCUGAUCUUCUCUGGACCGAUGCUAAACGACAGAUGGCCACUGAGGUCGAAAGUUGGCCUUAUGAUUUCGUGAAGUCAGUGGAUUACCCUCUUCAUCACCAAAGAGGGACGGUCAAGGGUCAAUUCUUUGUCAUGGACAGUCACAAAAACAAGACGAAGAUUUUCGGGGAAUUUGCUUUCGUGGGUUUAGCAUUACCUGGUAAAGCUGGUUCAUGGCAAACCGAAAACAAGGGGUAUCAAUUUUGGACAGGAGCAGACAAAAUGGGGAUGUUCACACUAGCAAAUGUGAGACCAGGGAAUUAUAGUCUUUACGCCUCGGUUCCUGGAUUUAUUGGUGACUAUAUUUACGAGCAUGUCGUUACCAUCACACCAGGUAAAGAGAUAAACGUAGGACCCAUAGUGUACGAGCCGCCUAGAAACGGUCCCACGCUGUGGGAGAUCGGAGUACCUGACCGGACCGCCGCAGAAUUCUAUAUCCCAGAUCCAAACCCAACACUUUUUACCAAACUCUACCUUAAUCACUCAAAUCCUCCUCAGCACAGAUUUAGACAAUAUGGUCUAUGGGAUCGUUACAGUGUUUUGUAUCCUCGAAAUGAUCUUAUAUAUCAUACUGGAGUGAGUGACUAUAAAAAAGACUGGUUCUAUGCUCAAGUCAUCAGAAAAGCUGGAAAUGGGACACAUCAAGCAACGACAUGGCAAAUUGUGUUUAACCUAAAAGCAGUGACUCAAACAGGAAACUACACGCUUCGAGUGGCUUUGGCUGCAGCGACGGCUGCUGAUUUAUUAGUUCGGGUUAACGAAGCCAAUUCCGAACCUAUUUUCACGACCGGGUUAAUAGGUCGGGAUAACGCGAUCGCUAGGCAUGGAAUUCAUGGAUUGUACAAAUUGUACAGUAUCGAUGUUCAUGGGAAAUUGCUUAGGGUUGGUAACAAUACGAUUUUUCUUACUCAAGAUCGGUGCGCUAAUUUGUUUUCAGGUGUUAUGUAUGAUUAUCUUCGUUUGGAAGCUCCUUCUGAAGUUCGAUAA